Oryza brachyantha (malo sina) is the source of this 857-nucleotide messenger RNA. RefSeq lists its product as uncharacterized. The coding region runs from base 283 to 711 and encodes 142 amino acids. The transcript has a single exon. Lineage: Eukaryota; Viridiplantae; Streptophyta; Magnoliopsida; Poales; Poaceae. The record is from RefSeq and is a predicted model, not a curated record.
GGUACUUUGUGCGAUAGACAACGUAUGGUCAGAGAAGGAGAGUGAGCAAAGUCAUUGCUCCAAGACUUUGUUAUUUGCCAGUCUGAAAUCAAGCUCCUGUCUUGUUCAGAAUGAACGGCGCAUAGGCUGGCCUCUCCGGGGCAUCUAUUUAAACUGGCCCUGAUCAAUCUCAUCUUCAUCACAGCAAGCUCAAACACAUUGAGCAACUGUUCUUGAAGCUACUCUUCAGUCGAGAUUGCAUAUCGAUCGAGCUAGAGAGAUCAGAGAUUCACAGCUAAGCCAAUGGCAUCACAGGUUGAGAGCCACCGUGCCGGUGCGGAGAUCGUCACCGGAGACGGCGUCUGCCGGAAGAAGUCCAUCGAGCUGCUGGAGGAGCUCGGCCUCCCCAAGGGCCUCCUGCCAUUGGAGGACAUCGAGGAGUUCGGCUACAACAGGGACACUGGCUUCCUGUGGCUGGUGCAGAAGAAGAAGAAGAUCGAGCACACCUUCAAGAAGAUCAAGCAGACCGUGUCCUACGCCGGCGAGGUCACGGCGUUCGCCGAGAAGGGGAAGCUGAAGAAGAUCACCGGAGUGAAGACCAAGGAGCUGCUGCUCUGGCUCAGCGUCGUCGAGGUCUACGUCACCGAGGCCUCGCCGGAGAAGGUCACCUUCAAGACGGGAACUGGGCUCUCUGACACCUUUGAUGCUGCUGCUUUCGCGCUUGGAGAGUAAUGCUUAAGGAGUCGAUCAUCUCAGAAAUGAUGCAAAUCGAUAAUCUUACUACGUAAAAGGCUUAAAGCCGCUAUCUUACAUCACCACUGUUAUAUCUUUUGUAUUGCAAACACUUAUAAGUAUAUUCAUGUAUUUUUUCCGGUAUA